AUGUCCAAAGCCCGACGCUCCGCCGGUCCCCAACGCCUCAUAUUCUGGUUUAACGGCGGGCCCGGAUGUAGCAGCUUCGAUGGAAGUCUGAUGGAAGUCGGACCCUUCCGUACCGUCCCCGCCUCUGAAACCACAUCCGGCAAAGUGGAAGUCAAGUUGGUAGAAGGCGGGUGGGAAGAGUUUGCGACCGUGGUGUUUGUGGACCAGCCGCCGGGGACUGGGUUCAGUUAUGUCCCUACAAAUGGGCAUUUACAUGAUUUUGACGAGUUAUCCGCGCACUUGAUCCAAUUCCUUCAAAACUUCUAUACCGUCUUCCCCGAGUUGUCCGGUAUCGACACCUACCUCGCAGGCGAAUCGUUCGCCGGGCAGUACAUCCCCUUCUUUGCCGAUGCCCUCCUCAAAACACCUCUCUUACCCCAUUUCCCUCUGAAAGGUAUCGCCAUAGGAAACGGCUGGAUCGACCCUAUAGAGCAGUACCCUGGUUAUGCGGAUUUCGCUUAUGAAAAGGGUUUGAUCAAGGAGGGGAGCGCGGAAGCGGAUGUGUUGGAAGCUGCAUUGGCAAAGUGUAGGGAAGAGAUGGAAAAGUAUAAGGAUCCGUUUACGACGCCGGUGAAUAUCAACAACUGUGGGGAGGUUAUGGACGCCGUUUCGGACCCUUUUACUCAAACAUUGAAUGGGAAGAAGGUGUGUAUGAAUGUGUAUGAUGUGAGGUUGGUGGACGACUGGCCGGCUUGUGGUAUGAACUGGCCCCCAGAUUUGUCGGACGUCUACGACUUUCUCCGCCAAGACGAAGUCAUCUCUGCCCUCCACGCUACGGCAAAAGAAACCGCCUGGGUCGAAUGUGAUACCAAAGUAUCCCACGAACUGCACCUCAAAAAUUCACAUGCCUCUUCCGCGCUCUUACCCGGCAUCUUGGAAGCGGGCGUGCCGGUGAUGCUAUUCGCAGGAGCAGAGGAUUUGAUCUGUAAUUAUAAAGGUAUCGAGAGGAUCGUUGGGUCUUUGGAAUGGCAUGGCGAGAAAGGUUUCGGGAACGCGACGAGCCAAGAAUGGUACCUCAACGACACCCUCGUAGGCAGCUGGCAAUCCUCCCGCAACCUCACCUACACCAAAGUCGACGCUUCCUCCCACAUGGUCGGAUUCGACGUACCGCAAGUCACCAACGACAUGAUCAUGCGCUUCAUGGACGUCGACAUCUCGCUCUUACCCGGGGGUAUCGCGCAGUGGGAGAGCCGAGUAGGAAGUGAUGAGCGCGUGGGACUGCAUCUUGGGGAAGGGAAAGAGGAUGGAGGGAUGGCGUUGAUAAAGGGCGGCAAGACGGAUUGGGAGGCGUGGUAUAACGCGGCAUCGGCGUUUAUCGUGCUUGGUGUCCUCGUCGGUAUCGUGGGGCUGUAUUUCUAUUUCAGAAAGAAGCCGCCUCAUCGCCGAGCUGGACGGAAAGGGUCCUAUAGACGAGAGAGGCAGUGGGAUAGGGGCAGGGAGGCAGAAGAAGGGGAUGCGGCGGAGAGGGUACCGCUGGGGAGUGAGAGGGUGGAGAUGGAGGAUAUAGAGAGGGCGGAGGGGUAUGAGUUCGAGGAGCGAGAGGGCUCGACGAGGUGGAAGGGGAAAGGAAAGGGGAAGGAGAAGGAGAGGGAAGAGGGCGAGGUGAUGUUUUCGUUGGGGGAGGAUGAGGAGGAUGAGCACAGGGAGAGGGUUGUAUAG
Cryptococcus wingfieldii CBS 7118 is the source of this 1698-nucleotide messenger RNA. RefSeq names its product pheromone-processing carboxypeptidase KEX1. The transcript has 5 exons. Gene Ontology annotation, molecular function: serine-type carboxypeptidase activity. The record is from RefSeq and is a predicted model, not a curated record. The coding region runs from base 1 to 1698 and encodes 565 amino acids. Gene Ontology annotation, cellular component: trans-Golgi network. Lineage: Eukaryota; Fungi; Basidiomycota; Tremellomycetes; Tremellales; Cryptococcaceae. Gene Ontology annotation, biological process: apoptotic process; proteolysis.